Molecule: messenger RNA, 2302 nt
Organism: Labeo rohita (rohu)
Lineage: Eukaryota; Metazoa; Chordata; Actinopteri; Cypriniformes; Cyprinidae
Gene: card9
Product: caspase recruitment domain family, member 9
Exons: 11
Coding region: 95-1891 (598 amino acids)
Biological process (GO): positive regulation of canonical NF-kappaB signal transduction; regulation of apoptotic process
Source: RefSeq, a predicted model, not a curated record
AGUUUACAGACUAGCUGAAUGCGUAAUUCGCGUUAAGCUUUAAAACGUGCUAUCAAACAGCUAUUUUCAAGCCAACGGAGAGCUAGUGUCAGUCAUGUCUGAUGGUCCAGGGGGGUUCGAGGUGGAGGAAGAUGAUGAGUGCUGGGCACGACUGGAAGACUACAGAAUGCUUCUCAUCAAGACCAUUGAGCCCUCAAGGAUAACACCUUAUCUGAGACAGUGUAAAGUGCUGAGCAGCGAGGACGAAGAACAGAUCUACAACGACCCCAGUCUGGUUAUCAGACGCAGAAAAGUUGGGGUGCUGCUGGACAUAUUACAAAGAACUGGCCUCAAAGGAUAUGAGGCAUUUCUAGAGAGUUUGGAGCUAGACUAUCCAGACGUGUACCGCAAAAUCACCGGCAAAGAGCCUGCUAGGGUCUUCUCCGUACUUAUUGACACUGCAGGUGAAUGUGGCCUCACUCAGUUCCUCAUGAGCGAGGUCUCUCGCCUACAGAAGCUUGCACAGGAUGAACGGAGGAAGCGACUCGAAGUGUCUGCGCAGGCGGCAGAGCAGCUAGACACCAUCCGCAAGCUGCAGCUGUGUGAGAACGAGCUGCACAAACAGCAGGACCGCGUGCAACGCACCCGAGAGGAGCGUGAGCGCAUGUGCGAGGAAGCGCGUAAACUGAGAGACGAGAAUUACCGACUGAUGCAUGACCUGACCCGACUGAGCGAGGAGAAGAACUGUGCACUCAUGUGUAACAGAGACCUCCAACUCGAGAUUGAGAAAUUGAAGCACAGCUUAAUGAAUGCAGAAAGUGACUCAAAGAUCCAACGGAAAAAGACAAUAACCUUGAAAAAUGCCAUGGAGCAGAGGCCAAGUCACGAGCUGAUCUGGCAGAUGCAGAGAGAAAAUGACCUCCUUGCAGCUCGGAUACAAGAGCUCGAAAGUGCUGCCAAGGUCCAAACUCUGGAGCACGAAAAGCUUGAUUUACAAUCAUUGGAGGAAUUCAAGCAACAAAGUCAGGCACAAUACCAGGAGCUGGUGAAUGAUCUCUACAAUCUAAGGAGAGACCUACAUGAUGCAGAAAAGCUGCGUGAUAAGUAUCGAGAAGAGAAGGAUGAGAUGGAACUAAAGUGCACGAUGCUAAAAAAGGACUCCAAAAUGUAUCGUGACCGAAUGGAAGACAUUCUGAAGCAACUAGAAGAAGUCAUCAAAGAAAGAGACAAGGCUAUUUGUACAAGAGAGGAGUACCAUUUGGAGAACUCCAAAAAUCUCCAAGACAAAGACCAGUAUCGCAAACAGAUACGGGAGAUGGGAGAGCGUUAUGAUGAACUUCAAGUCCAGUUGUUUCGAACUCAAGGAGAUGUUCUUGCUCUUCAGUCAAAGCUUCGCAAACAGAAAAACCCAAUUCAAGUGGUAUGUACAGUACACUUGAAAUUUCUACUACACAGAGUGGGUGUGAAAUGGAUGAAUGGAACAGAUGAAUCAUUGCACUCAGAAGAAAGCUCCUUGCUGAGUUCAUUUGAGUCAUCAACAGGGUUGCUUACAUUUUGUCCACAGAUGAAAAGUCAAACUAGCGAGGAGGAGUCUAGGGAAAGGGGUGAAAAGGACAUGAGUGAAGAGUCACAGAGCCAAACAUCUGGCGAGUACAAUGUAAGGUAUCUUUUGGAUGUUUUGGAUGUUUAUGAACAUAGUGAUAGUGGCUUAUUUAUUUAUUUAUUCUUGCAUAUUUCAUGUUUGCAGAGGAUGUUCUCUGAGGAGGAUCUAUCAGCCAACUGCAGACUUAGAGGAAAAUGCAACUUUCAUUAUAGGAGGAAACGUGCUUUAAGAACCAAAAAAUUCACAGACAAAGAGAGCGUACAGUGCAUCCUGGACAACACUUCUGGGAGUGAUACAGACGGGAUGUGACAUACAGCUUUGGACAAAGAGACGAAAUGUGGCCUUCUUUGAAGGCAUAUUUAAAUUUUUAAAUUUAAACAGUGACCCAUAAAAAUUGAUUCAUAUCAUAUCAGUGUCAUAGUGUUCACUGUCAAUGUCCAGUCAAUCACUUAUGUUGUUAUGAGUCUGAUCUGCCAAAUUAUCUGUUAUCUAUUAAUGUAUAAUAUAAUAAAUAUAUUGAUUUUUAUAUUGAGAUAUUGAUUUGAAUUUUAUGCAGAAACUGAUGUUUAAAAAUAAACUUACCCUAAAAAUACUAACUGAACUUAAAAUCUGAAAAUUAUCCCUAGUUUCUCAUGUACAGGCAUGAAUGAUAUAUGAACCUAUGUGUGAAUGUGAUGUUGUAAUUAUUUUCAUUUUGUAAUGACGUUUAAAAUAAAAUAC